AUGUGUGAAGGAAGUGGGUUGCAUGGUAAGGUUGUCCUUUCUUUUUUCACCAAUAGCGUGACUACAGUCAUUAUCAUCCUGGCUGCAGCAGUUGCCCUGAUGAUCGGGUUUGGUGUCUCAGGAAAACGCCCCAUCAGCGUGACAGCACUGACAGCUCUGGGCAACAUCGGCCAGCGUGGCAUCCUCAGCUGCAGUUUUGAGCCUGACGUCCGGACGGGCAGCAUAGCCAUCCAGUGGGCCAAGGUGGGAGUCACUGGGCUGGUCCACAAGUUCCAGGGUGGGAAGGACCACCUGCAAGAGCAAGAUGUGCUGUUUCGGGGUCGCACGGCGGUGUUUGCAGACCAGGUGGUUGGUGGCAACGCCUCCCUGGAGCUGAGGGACGUGCAGCUCUCCGAUGCUGGCACCUACCAGUGCUCGGUCACCACGGCCAGAGGGAGCGGAGUGGCCCUGCUGCAGUACAGGACGGGAGCCUUCAGCACCCCUAGGAUCCACAUGGAGAACAGCAGCAGUGGGAACAGGUUGCAGUGUGAAGCACCACGCUGGUUCCCUCAGCCUGCGGUGCGCUGGACAGCCUGCAGUGACGCCGGGGAGUCCCUGCCCCGUGCUGCCAACACCAGCUACGAGCUGAACGCUGAAAACACCACUCUGAAAGUGGUUUCCUUUCUGCACAACGUCACUGCUAACAUCACCUACACCUGCGUGAUUGAAAACAGCAUUGCCAAGGCUACAGGCAACAUCAAAGUGACAGAUUUCAGUGUUACAAGGGCGACCAACUUGCAGCUGCGGAACCGGAAUGCAGAGUCUGUGUCCUCCUCCCUUCCAGCCUGUGACUGGAUGCUUCUGCUUCCCUUGUAUCUGCUGUUGAUAUAA
Molecule: messenger RNA, 870 nt
Organism: Merops nubicus (carmine bee-eater)
Lineage: Eukaryota; Metazoa; Chordata; Aves; Coraciiformes; Meropidae
Gene: VTCN1
Product: V-set domain containing T cell activation inhibitor 1
Exons: 4
Coding region: 1-870 (289 amino acids)
Source: RefSeq, a predicted model, not a curated record